Messenger RNA from Ectocarpus sp. CCAP 1310/34, 6942 nucleotides. The record is from the annotation of a GenBank genome assembly. Lineage: Eukaryota; Phaeophyceae; Ectocarpales; Ectocarpaceae.
AUGCCUUCAGCAGUGGAGCCUCAGGCUCCUGCUCUUUCGAAGUUGUCAACGACCGUGGCGACGGGUGGAAAUCCUUCGGGACGAGGAGUCCAACAAGCUGCCCAGGCGCCGAAGUGCUUCAUCGACGCACGCACAGACGACGGUAGCGAUGAGUGCAAGGCCCAGGGAAUCCAAGGAACGUCGACAAGGGAGAUAGUCGACGCAGACAACGAAGACCAGAGGGACGCAAUAAUCUCAAUUCUUGAAGAUUGGGCCGCUUGGGAACGAAAUUUAGAGGAAGGUGCCGACGUCGGCGAGACGAGGAAAGCCGACGAGGAAGCGGUGGUGACGGGGGUGUCAGGUAUCUCAGCAGCAUCGUUGGUCGACACUCACAACGACGCGAAAACAUCCUGCGUCUCGAAGCCCAUCGAUGACCCAGCUUCAGAAGCGCAUUCUGCUACGGGGCCACCGAGCAAACAAGGAUUGAGGGCGACAUUUGAGGCAGAAAAUACAAACAAACUACUGCUGUACACAUCUAGACGGGAACGGAGACGCGCUGAAAGACAUGACCCCAUCGCCAGGGCAAGGCGGGAGGCGUUGAAGGUGUGGGCCGCAGACCAGACAAGGAGGAGAAGUUCUGCCGAGGAGGGCAAGCUCAGUGAGCGCUUGAAGCAAACGGGGCGUGGUUCUUUCUCGGAUGAAAGGGCCACGGUAAGCGCCAGAAGCAGCAGAAGAAGUUCCACAGACGCUACGGUCGACCGAAACCGGAAGGGUGGAGGAGGUCUCUUGAAGAGCGAGUGGUUUCGCAGGAGGAAGCCACCCUAUCGCACUUCCGCGCCGCGCGAGAUAUCGACUCAGCGCCACGUCCGCAACAUCGCCGAGAUUCCACUUGGGACGCAGCGAUCCAGCCCGAUUGCCCCUGCCGCGGGGCCACUGCAAGAUGUUGCUAGGAAGUCGAGCCCCAGGUUUCCAUGGAGAGCAAACAUGAAAGAGCCCGAAAAACGCCCUAGACGGUCCGCUUUCGACCUUUUGCAGGAAGGAGAUGUCUCAACGGCACCAUCGACCCCUCGGGUUCCCACUACGGUUUUGUCGUCCCCUUCCUCGUCUUCUUCUUUGGUGGUCGCCGGGCGAGGGUCCGCGUGGGCGAGGUCUCCCAGCCGAGAAACGGCAGGGGGAAUCCUAGUCAAGCACUGUUUUUUCUACGGGUCGUCGGACAAGGCUACCCCGCGUCGGGCGGCGGCGGAGGCCGCAACAGCAAGCACGAGCUUCGAAUCCCAAUGGAUGCGCCAGUUUCGCAAGGAGGUGCAGAGGAACCCCAACUGGUGGCUCGGCUCGGAUCGUUUCGUCCAUGGCAGAACGUACGCCUCGCCCGCCGCCGAAAACGUUCCAGGAGGGGCAAAGGGGGCGAGUGGACGGUCAGCUAGGCCCCUUUUCCCGACGGCCCUGACACACAGGGGCGGCGGUGGUAUGGCCUCUCGAACAACAGACUUAUGGAACGAAGUGCGAUUGCUUCUUGCUGCUGGUAGACGGAGCGGGGAAAGGCAUGCCGGAGGCAGCAAGCGUGGACGCGAAGAUGACCACGAGGAAGGUGACCCGAAAGCCGCUCGAUUGGAUAUCCUGUCGUUCGGCGACCGCCUGCGAUACACCCCUUUGUCUCAGGGAGCCUGGCUCGUGGGCGAAGGAGCUACGGCUACCACUGCUACUACGACUUCUUCUGCUUCUACAGAGAAGUCCGUGAGGAAUGCGAUGCUGUCCGAAGAGGUUCACGUUGCUGUUGCUACCAGAGACAUGGUUGAUGUUGCUGCGGCCAGGGCAGAUGUCGAGGAAAGGCGGGACAGCAAGGCGGGACGACCAGAUGCACUCAAUCGAGUUCCAAGUAAGCCGGCAGCUGACGAAAGCGUAUCCCCAACAGGGAACGUGAGGGCGGAGGCGGGACACGACGACAGGAGCAAAGCGGUGAGAACAAGCGGCUGCCAUGACCUGCAGACCAUUCAUGCCGCCACCCUGGCCAAACUCCGGGGAGAAAUCGAUCCCUUUACUCGCGAGGAGCUCGUGCUGCGCGCAGCCGAAGAGGCAAGAGGCGCUCUUGCCAGGGACAGGGCACGCAACACAUCCCCCCGGCGUGCCUCCGCAGGAGUCUUCCGUCCUUCGCCCAAGGCACGAAAGCGAGAUUCUACUCUAGAAUCCAUCGACUACGAUACCGUAGAGGCCACCCUAUCGUUGAUCGAGCUUGCCACUCGCGCCGCAGGCCCGGACGCUGGAAAGCAGAUGCUGCAGGCUCUCGAGGAUCUGGACAAGAUUCACCAGCGGGUGUCGGAAGAGAAAGGUCCCACCGAAAACGAGCGCUGGAUCCUUGAUGGCAAGGCCGACGGAGAGACACUUCUGGGGGCGGAGAGUGGGUUGAAUGCUGAGAUUGGCGAUGCCGGAAGAUCAGACGCUACGCGUCCUAGGGCUCCAGGUGAUCCAACUGCUAAAAAAGAGGAUGUGCCCGUUGGGGGAGAACGUUCAAGGACAACCAAAGCGAGUGGGGAUCUCAGCGGACGCGACCAGGGGACCCACGCCGGAGGUUCCGUGCGAGCGGAAACGGAAGUGAACGCUUUGAACAGCAACGACCAUAAUCGGGGCGGGAAUCCUGAUGCAGGAGAUGUUCAAAGCAACACCGACGGCGAAUCGUUGCUUGAUGGGACAAAGGAAAGCGAGAUGCUGGUGGCUACCUCACCCGAGCGCGGGCGAAAAUUCUCUCUGGCUGUGAGUUCCUCUUCCGAAGAAUCAACAGGCUCGCAGGCAUCCUCCGUUGGAAUUUUGCAGUCGAUUGGGAACUGGCUGUGGUCAAACACACCUCCCUCCCGCUCCCGACAAAACAGUCAGUCUUCCGAUGCGGAAGACGCGAUCGGCGACGACAGCAAGGGGCAGGAGGAAGGUAGGGCCGAGUUUCCUUCUUCCUUCGAGAUGUCGGACACGGACGCAAGUGAUCUCCUCGAAAAGAGCCCCGGCGAGAUGGUGGAUUCGAGCGAGAAACACGACGAUACGACGCCGUCGGAACCCCUAGCUAGUGGCGGUGGCGCCAGUGUCCGACACAGCGGUGAAGCAACUGAAAGUGUGACGGUACCGGAACCCGCGACCGAACUUUCCGUGGACCGUGCGUAUAGGCAGGAUUGCCGAGAACCGCCACCCGAGCGAAGCGUUGGCUUCGUCAACGACAGGCAGGACGACGAAAAGGAGAUGCCCAACGGCGUGCAGCAUGGACACCAAGAAAAGGAUGAGGUCGAGGGGUCAGGAAUGGACGAGCGGGAAGCACGAGACGGACGGUCUCAAGCCCCAGCCAGACGAAGGGCUAGAAGGAGCAGCGAAGGUGAUAAGCCCACCGGCUUACCUCACCUCGCGGCAGAGAUGGCUCGGGUCGAGGAGUCAGUCUCAGCUAGGGAAAACUACGAUGGAGAUCCGGCCAGCAGCGUGCUGCAAGUGUCGCCUGAACCAAUCAGCCACGGGGAAUUCAAGGCUGGUACUACCCCCAACAAGGCUGCUCUGGCGGACGAGGAAAUUAACGCGGGGACGGCGUCUCACGAGACUGUAGGCGAGGGAAGGCCGAGAGAGAGACACGGCAGCGAAGGCGAAAAGGCAUGCGGGAGCUCCCCGCCGGCUUGCGUAGCACCACCCAAGACACCCACACCGUCUCAAACGGUACCCCAGACUACGCCCGCCGAAGACCCUUGGCGGGAUGACCCUCAGAUUACCAAGCCCAGAGCCGAAGGGGAGGGCAGUAAGGACGAGCUGCUUCAGCACCGCGAUUCGACCACGGACGGCGGAUCUGCACAGGUAGAAUCAGGAGGCGGUCGAGGUGAAGCAACGGGUGCUAGCGGGAAUUCACCGUCGUCGGUUUUGAUGCACCGCGAUAGCUGGGUAUCGGUGGGCACGAGGCCCCGGCGUGACCGCAACAACGCCGCGCCCGGACAAUCGCCACCGUGUGUUGAGGGAUGUACGGAUGCUCCGCCGACCACAAAAGUCUCCGCUGGACGCGUCGGUGUUACAUCCCAGGGAAUAACAAAGGAGGUCGGAGCCGGGAGUGAUGCCAUCGCCAACGAGAAGGGAAGAGCGCCCGGCAUCGUGCGGCGGUCUCCGCUGAUCGAUGCCCUGCACCCCGAAGUGGCGAGGCAACGGGAGUUCCAGGGGAAGCGACGGCAGGCACGCCGACGGGAUGCCUCUCUUCCGGCUUCGGAGAAGAUCGUUCAUCCUGCCGAUGUCGAAACCGGGACCACUGCUAGCACCAUCGCAGCUGCCGGACCUAGCGCAAGCACCACAGACGCGGAGAGAAGGGCCGCGGACGCACGCACUUCUCCAAUCGGCGCCCCAAACGCUGCCGCACGCGCUGCGAUUGGCAACGCAAAGUCCACGAAGAAGCCCCGCGAUGGUAUCACCGCCGCCGUCAUCGCCAGCAACUCAACCGAUACCACGGGAGCUUCACAGUCACGCCGCCGUCGCCCACGAUCUCUCUGGGCCGAAAAGGCGCACGAACCGGCUGCCCCGUUGCCGGUGUCCUCGUUCCGAACGCCUCCCUCACCGGCAGGGGAAACCUCACGAUUGACACUGGUUCCGGCCGCCUCUGGAGCUGCUUUGAGCGAGGGAGCGAGCAUAUCCCGUAACGUCGACAACGCCGACGACGAUGCCUCCAGAGCGGGAAGGCUGACACCAGAGCAGUCGGAUCGCGUGGAGGAAUGGCUGGCUCGGGCGGAGCGCUCCUUGGGACCCAAGGUGUGGACCUGCCUCGGGUCGGGCAGGGCUUUCCGCCGCACUUGUGGCCGCAUUAUCCGGUCUAUCAUCGUUCGAGGCGGCUGCAUCGGCCACGCGGGCGACCGUCGAGGUGGUAUGGAAAACUGUGAGUGUCCGCCAGGUGGGUCGGUCGAGCCGGCUCCGGGGGCACCGGGGAGGUCAAGAAGGACGGCGAGGGGAGGGAGGAAAGAAGGGCCGCACAAGCAGGCGCGAAAAGAUCGAGCGAUAGACAGGGACAGGGAGAAGGAAAAUGAUGGUGAGCGUGAAGGAGGAGGGGCGAGGGUGGACGGCCGUGGUUGGGACGAAGACUUGUCAGAGAGGACUGCACUUGUUACCGAGGCCGUGAUCUGGACGAUCGCCACGGAGAGGGAGCGAGAAGCUGCUUGCGCGGCCAUUGUCGAAGCACACAACGAAAACGAGAACGGCAACGAUGCCCGAGAACGAUGGGAUGAGGAAGGCAACGGAACAGAUCGACAGGCGACCGCGUGGGUUAAAGGAGGAGGCAGCCCUGGCCCACAAACGAUUGACAUCGUGCACGAUUCCUCAGCGGCGACCUCGGCGGCGACAACAGAGCUCCGAAUCUCGCUGUCAACAGCACGAAGAUUCAUCAAGAGAUCUCGCCUUACGGACGGGAUCCAUGUCAUAGAUGCGGACGUAGACCUAGCCUUCAAGCGAUGGGAAGAUGUCGAACGCUUGGCCGGACUUGAUCAACAGUGCUCGCCUACCGCCGCCGCAGCGUGUGGGGAGGAGGAUACGUCUGGGCGCGUCGUCAGUCGCGAGGUUGGAUCUGGGCUCGCCGAUGCUGCUGCUGUGCCCAUCCCGCAGAAGGUGUGCGAAGCGGUUGGCUGUUCGGACCCAGCUCGGUACGGAGACAUCGGUCCUAAGGCAAUGGCAAGGCUGUGUCGGAAACACAGGUACAGCGGGAUGGUGGACGUGGGCAGCCGAAGAUGCGAGCGGCCAGACUGUGGGCGGCUGGCGGUCGGUGCAAACGCGACGGCAAAGACUACCUCGUUGUGUACUCGUCACGCGCGAUCGGACCGAGUGGGAGUGGAAGGGAUGGCGUUUGUGCUCCUUAUCCUGUCCAAGGCACGCCACACCCGCCGCAGGGGAAACGCAGCGAAGACCUCCAGCGCUGCCGUCGGUGGGGAGAAUCAGGCAUCAUUGGCUCGCAACGAAGUAGUGGCUGCAGCAGCAAACUUGAGCGCCCUAAACGCUUCGGCUGUACGAAACGUCCUCCUGGCCAUGACCGAACAACCUCUCGCACCAUGCGCACCCACCGUGGGACGAGAGCUUCUGCCCGCGGCCGUACGGCAGGGCUCCGAAACUUACGGCCCUGGGACCAACACUGGUGGGCCUGUUACCCCCGCCGAGCUUUUACAUUGCCGUAUCGCCACGCCAAUGAAUUCGGUCAGCAAGCGCACUUCGCCUCGAUCGGCGGCAGUAGCUUCCGCACUGGACGCAAGAAGGGGAUCGCAGCACCAGCGGCACCGUAGUCGCGGGGCGACCAGCAACAGCUCAGGCGCUUCUGACGAGAGGGGGGACUGGGGGCCGAUACUAACGCCCGACGGCUUUCGAACGACUGUGCCGACGCGCAGACCCUCCGCCGCAGCGGCAGCAGCAGCAGCAGCAGCAGCAGCAGCAGCAGCAGCAGCAGCAGCAGCAGCAGCGUCAGCGUCUAGCCCGUCGGUUGCUCCCCUGUCCCGUUCGAUAGGCUCUGGAGCACAACUCGAGGAAAAUAGCGUGGUGGAGCCGGUUUCCAGAGGGCGAAAGCAGUCGCACGCGCCGAUGGGCGAAGAGGGCACGGGAGGUGGAGGGGACCCCUGUAGGCGGACGAGGAGCGGGGAGGGGCUACGGUCGUCGGGGCAUCACGCGACCGGGGCUUCGGACGAAGUGGCUGCGGGGGACGGAUACCAAGACGAAACGGAACUUCCUCUUAAUUGCCGAGUAGCACGGCGCCCUGAGAUGGGUAGCGCCGGUUUUCCAGGCGGAAGCGGGAUUGACCAUCGAGGUGGUGAUGAGGAUCAACACCGCGCGGAAGGGGUGCAGCAAAGCCGCGGCAGUGCUGGCCACGGGGCAAUGCCCGGAGAGAUGGCGCAGACGCUGGACGUAGAAGUUGAUUUUGGGGGCCGGGGCGGAGGAGGAAGGCGGAGCGGUGUCCACGAGGUAUGGACAGUAGGAGAGUGGCGUCGAAUCUAG